GCGCAUGCGAACUACCCAACAAAGGUGCGGGACUGGAGAAGCUCGUAGCGGUGCGGCAGGACAGCAGCAGAACAGAAGGUAGACUGAAUGGUAAAUUUAUGAUGUUUUAUAGUUAAUGAAAGAGAGAAGACGUCUGCUUCAUGGACAAAAUAAAGGAGACGCUGCUUUUCUCACUUCAUUCAAAGAAGAGCCGUUUUCCCUGAAAAUCCUCGAAAACCCGGCUGUCAUUUGAACCGGAGUCCAUUUCAGCUGCAGAGAGCAGAAUGGAUGAAAAACCUCUGGAGUAGCAAAAUCCCUGCGUUUUAUGAGUGAAAGAAGCAGCAGGGAGGUUCCAGCCGCCUAUUGUUCCUGUGGUGGGAUGCUACCUUUCUAGGUCUGCCUGCACUCAGCAUCACAGGAAGGAAUAUGGGAGAAGUUCAGGACGGCAGGGAUGAAAACAAGAGCUUUGUUGCUGCAGCUAUAAAGUCCUUCGAGCAUUAUGACUUUUCCCGAGCCAAGAUCUGUUGCAGCCUCAGAUGGCUGCUGGCAAAGGCAUAUGGUACAGACAGCGUCCCUGCAGAACUAAAGGACCCCUUCUACACUGACCAGUAUGAGCAGGAGCACCUGAAGCCACCUGUGGCCAGCCUCCUGCUAUCUGCUGACCUGUACUGCAGGGCUGGCAGCCUCAUCCUGAAGAGUGAUGCUGCCAAACCGCUUCUGGGUCACGAUGCUGUCGUCCAAGCGCUGGCGCAGCGUGGUCUCUACGUCACAGACCAGGAGAGACUGGUCACUGAGCGGGACCUGAGAAAGAGACCUCUGCAGAUGGGAGCCCACUUGGCUAUGAUUGACACCCUAAUGAUGGCCUACACUGUCGAGACUGUGAGCAUGGAAAAGGUACUGACCUGCAUUCAUCAAUACUCAUCCUGCAAGUUUGAGGAGGAACGACCAUAUGAUGCGGAGGACGCAGUGACCACCUGGAUUAACAAGGUAAAUGAGUAUCUAAAAGACAUUGUUACUCAGGAGCAGAAGAAGGAGACACAGAGUCCUGAGCAGACUGGGGGUCCUCGGUCUCCAACCAAGUGGUACAUGAAGCUUGUGCCUGCUCGCUAUAGGAAAGAGCAGGCCUCCACACAGCCGGCUCCAUGGAUCCCUCCAGUGGACAACCUGCUUAAGGACAGCACAGAUGGCUCAGCUCUGGGCGCACUGCUGCAUUUCUACUGCCCUCAGCUGCUGUCACUGGACGACAUGUGCUUGAAGGAGAGUAUGAGUCUGGCUGACCGUCUCUACAACCUGCAGCUCAUACAGGACUUCUGCAAAGACAACCUGAGCAGCUGCUGUCACUUCAGCCUGGAGGACAUGCUCUACGCCUCCUCCACCAUCAAGAAUAACUACCUGGUGUUUGUGGCAGAGUUGUUUUGGUGGUUCGAGGUGGUGAAGCCCUCUUUUGUAAAGCCAAGACAGCUUGGCAAUGAAGGCCCUGAACCUUCAUCCAUAUUGAAAAAUAUGCCAUUCAUUGCAAUCUCCAAAGCUACCAAGAGAAGUUUUAUGGAAAGACCUCCAAGUCCUGAAAGACCCAGUUUACCCCUUCGACCCCAGCCUCGUAAUACAGGAGAGAUCAAGAGGUCAAGCUCCAUGUCCUUUGUUGAUGGUAACAUCGGCACAUGGCCUAAAGAAAAAAGGUCUGGGCCUUAUGGAGUGUCAUUUGACAUCCCCUUUGACAAAGAGGAUUCUGAUCCUGUUGCACCUUCCUCUACACAUGGAAUGGUUCGAUCUAUCAGCACUGAUGAUGGUUUUGGUUUUAAGGUUCAACACAUGCCUCGGGGAAUGAAGAGGAACCUGUCGUUUCAACCAGUUAUUUGUCAGAGCAUUGGUAUUCAGGAGGAAGGCUGCCCUGACAGCCUUGCAGGAAUAGAGCCUUGUGGGCAAGCCUUCCCCAAUGGACAGGGAAUGGCAUCAGCUCCUUCUAUGGAGGAAGCUCUUCAAAUCAUCCACAGCCCAUCUAGGCCACCUUUUGAAGGCAUCAAUAAUGGCUUCUUCCUACACAACCAGGAUGCCAGGGAUGUUACUGUAGGCUCUGACCUUGUGUCAGAAUCGGAUUCCAAAGAACCUUUGAGCACCACAGACACUGCUGAGGUAGACACUGGAAUCCACAUCCGGACAGAAGACAUGUUAGAUGAAGAUUCUUCUUUGAAGGACUGCUCUGUAAAUAUGGAUCUAGAUGCAGACACCCCAAGCCCCUGUCCAAGUAAUCAGAGUAAAUCCCCUUCAGUGAAGAUGACCAGCUUUGCUGAGCAGAAGAUGAGGAAGCUCAGUCCAUCGGCACUAGAUUCAGGCAGAGGCAGCAGCAGCUCAAUGAAGACCACUCCAGAGGGCUCAGAGUUUGCGCUCCCACUGUCAGUCUCCUGGGCACCUACACCUGAGCACAGCCCCAUCCGUCAACAAUCAACGUCAGCAGUUACUACUCCGGCAACACCUGCGUCUGUCCAGCUUCCCCCCAAUGACCCUGCACAGGUCAUGGCUACAGAGAUGGUGCAGCUGAGGAUACGGCUUGAGGAGAAACGGAAGGCCAUUGAAGCUCAGAAAAAGAAAGUGGAGGCAGCUUUUACAAGGCACCGGCAGAAGAUGGGCCACUCGGCAUUCCUAAACAUGGUGAAGAGGAAGGGGGAUGGAGCCGCUAGUGGUGAUGCAGGCGGACAAGCAAAUGGAGAGGGAAAGUCUACAGGCGCAAGUCCAUCGUUUAAAUUUGGCAGGAGCAAGACAGAUACACCUGAUGGAGCAGAACAAAGCAGCACCCCCUCUUGUUGGCAGAAGACACCAGGCACAGGGGAUGAAGGUGGCCAAAGCCACGCUCAGGUAACCGAAGCUGAUCUCUCAGAGUAUACGCGUUCUAUCGAAAAGCUCAACCAUUCUUUAGCAUUCCUCCAGGCUGAGAUGCAACGCUUAGCGCAGCAGCAGGAAGUGAUCAUGGCCAUGAGGGAACAACAACAUCAGCAAGCAUGGGUCAUCCCCCCUCCUCAUACAAACCCCUCCCCACAGAAACACCCUCGAGCUGUUACUCGCUCUUCUGGACCUUCCUCUCCUGCCGACUCGCCUCGUUCCACCCAUCGGUCUCCAACCAACAUCAAACGUAAAUCUGCUUCCUUCCACUCACGCAAUCCUCGCACCGCUCGGCCUACUGAGCUGAAGGUGGCGCCGUACAGCCGCGUCCUGACAGCCCCGCAGUCAGUCGACAGCAUCCCAAGGCUGCGCAGGUUUUCUCCUUGCCAACCUUUGAUGAGCUCCUUUAUUUACAUGGGGGAGAAGCCAGCAGCGGCCGGUCCAGAAACAAUAGAACAAGACGGGGAUACCAUCCAGGAAACAGAUGCAGUCCUUUCCCCCAAGAAUGAACCCACAAGUAUUUGUGCUGCCAGCUCGUCUUACACUUCCACUAACUUGCAGAGAGAACAAGGUGAAGAAGAUUCAAACUUCCCAACCCAGGAAAUGGAAGCCCAUACCUAUGAAGAGAGCUCAGACCCCAUGAGCCAGAGAGUUCAGGAUUCAUUUAUUAAUCUGAAACCAACCAUAGAGUCUUCAUACCCAGAGGUUCUGGCCCACCCGGUGGUAGAGACCUUCACAGUGGCACCUACAGAGAUACCUUCAAAGCCAGAACCCUCCAGCCAGGCCAAAAUCAGUCUGAUUGAGGUUCCUCUGUCAGUUGUGAAGUCACUAGAGGAUCUGACAAUAGAUGAUGAUUUGGAGCUGGAACAAGAGAGUACUGAGAAUUUGAAUGAUGAGCAAAAGCUCUGCCGAGGAUUCUUCUUCAAGGAGGAUGGAAAGGCAGACGAGAACAUGGCACAGAGGAGAGCAGCACUGCUUGAGAAAAGGAUGAGGAGAGAGAAAGAGAGCCAAAUGAGAAAGGUGCAGCUGGAGGCUGAGUUGGAGCAGAAGAAAGAAGAAGCUCGACUUAAAGCAGAGGAGGAGCGUGCCAGGAAGGAGGAGGACAAGGCCAGGAAGGAGUUCAUCAAACAGGAGUACCUCAGGAGGAAGCAGCUGAAGCUGAUGGAGGACAUGGACACCAUCAUCAACCCUCGACCAGCCAAGCAGAAGCGAGGCCGACCCAAGUCCAUUCAUCGCGACAGCAUGGACUCCCCGAAGACCCCUGUGAGAGCUUCCACAGGUUCACGCCAACGUUUCUUUUCAGUCUCCAGCUUGUCUUUGGCUUCGCUGACCUUGGGCGACAGUGACAGUGUUCUCUCAGACAAAAGGGCGCCGAGAAGUUCUAGUUUAGCCUCUAGCAGUCUCUUCUAUUUUUUGAGCUCUCCCAAAAAGAGAAGAAGGCCAGACUCUGCAGAUGGCUUUCUUUCACCGAGUCAUUCCAGUAGAAAUGAGGAAAAGGACUGGGAAAACACCUCAACCACCUCUUCCAUUACAUCCAACACAGAGUAUACCGGACCAAGGCUCUACAAAGAGCCCAGUGCCAAAUCUAACAAGCACAUCAUCCAGAAUGCUCUCUCCCACUGCUGCCUCGCAGGCAAGGUCAAUGAGGGUCAAAAGAACAAGAUCCUGGAGGAAAUGGAAAAAUCAGAAGCUAAUAACUUCCUUGUUUUGUUCCGGGAUUCUGGCUGCCAGUUUCGCUCCCUCUACACCUACUGUCCCGAGUCGGAGGAGAUCGCCAAGCUCACAGGCAUUGGUCCAAAGAGCAUUACACGCAAAAUGAUAGACGGACUCUACAAAUACAACUCGGACAAGAAGCAGUUCAGUCAGAUACCGGCCAAAACCAUGUCGGCCAGCGUGGAUGCUGUGACCAUCCACAACCACCUCUGGCAAGCCAAGAAGCCAGCCACCCCUAAGAAAGUAGUGCCUGCACAAUCCUAAUAGAACCCUAUACCCUCAAUCAGUACCCAUCUCAGUUUACACUUCGCUGUACAUAUCCAUAAAGAUUCCAACACCUGCAAUGCCAGUUUGACGAAUGCAUCUCUGUCUUUUUUUAUGUUAAGUUUCUCCUCUCACUGCAUCCCUGUCUAUCCUGCAAACUAUGAACUCAAUGUGUCAGGAUGCAUCAGACUUUGAUCUGGAAUGUAUGAUACUAUUAAACAAAUGUUUGGCCACCUUUGGGUCGAUCUGUCAAGGUAUGCGCAAGUUUUAUUUAUGUGCCAAAAGUCAAAAAAGAGACAGAAUGAAUGCGAGGAUAUUUGGAAGCUCUGAAUGUUUUCAUGUACAGAUGGAUUUCUGUGUGUAUUAUGUAGAGCCUUAUGCAUAGGGUUUCCCGUGUCUGUGUGAGUGCAUUGAAGGAACGAUCAAACAGCAACUUUUUACGUGUUUUAAAGGAUACCUUUUACUUUAAUGUCUUCGGAUUUAACAGUUUGUAUGAAAUGGUCGUUAAAAAUUUCAAAAAGGGCCAAAAAAAUGAUAAAAAAAACAGCAUACAGCUAGUGUUAGCCACACAGUUCACGUGUGCUCAGCUCUACAAAGCCAAGCGGUUUCAGCUUUUACAGAACACUGAGGAGGCGACCUUAUGGAUUGGAAAACGUGGCUGUAGUUUACUGGUUCUCAACCAUUAGGACACGACUUCUUAAGUCAGUUAAUGCUAGGAUGGUCAAUGAAUGUAUGAUAUACAGGCAGUGGGGGUGUUUGCAUCUACAGCGAUAGAAGUAGAUGCAAAACUCACCUUAAAGGCUGCAAUGGAGAUUUCUGGAUUCAAAACUUUUACAGCAGGUUUGGAACAAAACAAAACAACUCAGUAUUAUUGCAUUUAUUAAAUGCUGCAAACUGCACCACGUAGGGAGCUUACGAUAUAAAAUUAUUAACGUAACACUUUCACCCGCUGGUUCAAAAACUGACUAAUUGUUACUUAUACCCUAGUUUAAGUCAGUCUGCUGGGAUUUUAACAGCUUUAAACACAAGAUUUACACUCUUUAAUAAAUCAGUCUAAACUUAAGACAACUUUCACAACUCCACAAAGCACCAAAAUGUAGUUAAUAUAUCAUUAUAAUGUCAUGAAAUAGGUCAGCCAUGCCUCUAAGUAGUGCCAAAUUCUAAGGAAAAUGUCCAGUAGGAAAUAAGUUUCCAUUUUUCUGCUUCGAUUGAUUUUUUGCUCACAAAUAGGUUUGACCACGAAUAAGUUAUUAGGUAGUGAGUGUGUGUACCAACAGCCUAUUUGUCUGAUGUCUUUAAUGCAACAUGUGUUAAAAAGGACAGCAGCGUGAUGAGGACAAUUAUGUUCAUUGCUAUUUUAAAAAAAUUAAGAGUAAGCUUGAUGCAAGAAAGAGCAUUUCAUGUGGAUCCAAGCUGCUGAAUACGGGUAAAGGCUCACCAAUCGUGUUAAUUUUGCCUCUGAAUGUUAGAAAAACACCAUGUGUGAGUUUUUUUUUUUUUUACUGAAUAAAUCCGUAAGCAUGGUGCUAUUAUUUUCCUAAGAGUGUGACUUUGAAUAAGGGGGGGAAUGGGGGGUAUUUAUUACCAGAAAAAACAUGUACAUUUUGAGAAACGUAAAAAAUGUGACAGAGGAAGAAAACUGUCCACAGGAGGCUUUUGGCUGAGGAAAAAGGGAUCAACGUGUAACGAUAGUGUACAGUGUGUUCAUGUGAGCUUUCUGUCUGCUACGAUGCCUUUGUUUGUGCUGUUGUUCAAUUUUGCGCAGUAGGUCCAUUUUUUGGAUUGGUUUUUGUUUUUGCAGUUAAUAAACUUCAGCAUGGCCUCAGUCUG
Cyprinodon tularosa is the source of this 6663-nucleotide messenger RNA. It is a transcript of the gene camsap2a, whose product is annotated as calmodulin regulated spectrin-associated protein family, member 2a. NCBI's taxonomy places the organism in Eukaryota, Metazoa, Chordata, Actinopteri, Cyprinodontiformes, Cyprinodontidae. The record is from RefSeq and is a predicted model, not a curated record. The coding region runs from base 406 to 4833 and encodes 1475 amino acids. Gene Ontology annotation, biological process: cytoplasmic microtubule organization; neuron projection development; negative regulation of microtubule depolymerization. Gene Ontology annotation, cellular component: microtubule minus-end. The transcript is spliced from 19 exons. Gene Ontology annotation, molecular function: spectrin binding; microtubule minus-end binding; calmodulin binding.